AAAAUGAUGGUGGGAUCGGCCCGGGAUGGGAGCAGUUAAUGUUUUGAAGAACACAGAAGAGACAAACCCAGAAGUUUCUCAGAGGAAAAUGAGAGGAACAUUUGGCAGAAAGUGGACUCUAGAACGUUUAGCUUUGGGAUUCUCAAUUUCAGGACUCGAAGUUCCACUGGUGAAGAGGAACACCUAGAAAUAACUAUAAAUGUGAAAGUUAGAGAGACAGCGCUUCAAGAGUUGAAGACUGGGCACCAACAUUUGGCUGCGUGAACUGAGAAAACGCUGGAAAGUUAUACUGUUAAUAAAUUCACCGAUGCUUGGAAAACACCAUUUUUCUCAUAAACAUAUACGCCUGACAUCUUUAAUAGGCUACCACUUGGAAUUACACUUCGAUUGCAAGCCCAAAUUGUAGACUAUUUAUUGGGCUCCAACUUGGAAAUACACUUCCCAUCGAUUGCGAGCCCUAAAUUGUAGACUAUUUUUAGAGUAUCAAAUUCAGUAAUAGACCUAUAGUUUUCACAAUUUUAUUCAUGAUACUAGCUAAUUUUUGGUUUUAUUUAAAUUGGAGAAUUCCAUUCAUUAGCCUGUUUCCCGCUUGAGGACGCCUCUUUUUAAAUGGACAGGAUCUCCCUGAAUAGUCUAUAAUACAUUAUUAAAUAAGCAAUGGAAAGAUUUAUGUCAUACGGGACUUGAAUUGUAAAUAUGUAUUUUAAUUGGCCAUCCCAAAAGCCCCGGUGUCCGACAUCAUGCAUAAUAGUUCCCUCUCGUCCGAGAAUAUACAGAAAUGAACGAUGUCCAUUUUUAAGAUAGGAAUAAUUCAAAUAUUUUUCUAAUCUCAUUCAUUGUCACCUUUGCCAUAUGACAGCGAGGUUUUCAGGGGUUAAUCUUUAAUUUGCUGUUAGGUUGGGCAUAUUUGUUUCUUGUUUUAUCAAACUGUGAUAAUGCGCCAUCUGACACGGUUUUAAUAUAAUUUGUUAUCAAGUGUCUGAAAAGAACAAAGCUAUCCCCCUCGCCACUUCCUUUUUUCAGAUGCCCAUUUAAUUGUUUGGUAUUUCGUAUUUGUUUAUUUUAAAGGGAGUGGAGUCUCUUUCUUUCUUUCUUUCUUUCUUUCUUUUUCUUUCUUUUCGCAUUUUAUGUUUAAUGCUCCGUUUCGAGAGGCGCGUUGUACGGGUUAAUUUAGCGCGAGGUCCCCCGGCUCCUGUGGUGAUUAUUGCGCACAGUGGGGUUGUUGUGCUGUUCGUUCCCGCGGAGGCGAUGCCCUUUUGCGGAGAGGGCUUGUCACAGCGGACAGACGGCACUCACAAUCAGGACGCAGGGACACAAAGAGAAUAAUUGCAUUAAAAAAGGACCAUUCUUUCCCCAACUGCCCAGGAGGGGUGUUGACUGUGGGUGUUUGAGAGGCCCUUUGUUGCUUGAAAAAAAGUAGCCAAGAAUAUGCACUGUGGACUAGCUGUAUGUUUUAUGAACAGUGUUACUGUAUACUGUUAGGGCGCUCGCACACGUCUCUCUACCUCUUUGGUUCGCGGAAAAGUCAGUGAUGUGCAGUUUUAACAGAGAAAUUGGUUUGAAUACUUCGAAAGACAAAACGUUUAUGGCGUAUGCUCUUUGCGCAUUGGAUUUAGAGAAUGUUGCGCGCCUCCUGUACUUUAUCUAACAGUACAUUCUCAAAGUUAGUCUUUUCUCUAAUUCUUCAUGUUCCUGUCUGCUAAGUUUUUAAUUUGCCACCAUGAGCGUUCGUAGUAUUUCUUCCCUUGGGAAUUUGAGUUCUCAGCUCCCUUAAACGACUCACAUUUGUAACAAAUUCAUUUUAAAAGGGGGGCGUGGAAGUGAAAACCUUCAAUCAUAGGCUACCUCAAUUUGUGGAUAUUUCUUCGAGGGAUGCCAAUGGACAGAUACGCUGACAUGGAGGACAAACUGCGCAUUUUGGAGGACCUGAACAUGAUGUACAUCCGCCAGAUUGCCCUGAGUUUACAGGACAGUAACAUCCAGAAGAAAAUAGACCAUGAGAUCCGGAUGCGUGAUGGAGCCUGUAAGCUGCUGGCUGCCUGCUCCCAGAGAGACCAGGCCCUAGAGGCCUCCAAGAGCCUGCUCACAUGCAACAUCCGCAUCAUGGCCUACAUGUCGGAGCUGCAGAGGAUGAAGGAGGCCCAGGUCAUGCAGAGGGUCGCACUAAGGUCAUCGGACGCAGGGCCCACGGACGACAGACUACCCUGUAAAGGAAAGGUGGCCAUCUCAGACCUGCGGAUCCCUCUCAUGUGGAAAGACACAGAGUACUUCAAGAACAAAGGAGAGCUGCAUCGGUGUGCAGUGUUCUGUCUGCUCCAGGUGGGGGCGGAGAUCCACGACACAGACAUGGUGAUAGUGGACCGGACACUCACCGACAUCUGCUUUGACAACACCAUAGUGUUCAGCGAGGCCAGCCCGGGAUUUGAGCUCCGCGUGGAGCUGUACAGCUGCUGUUCAGAGGAGGACUACUCGACAGGGAGCACGCCUCGGAAACUAGCCAGCAAACUGAGCAGCUCUCUGGGCCGUUCGGCAGGGAAGAAGCUCCGCGUCGCCAUGGACCCUGGAGCCUGCAGCCCCAUCAGCAACGGAGGAGCCACACUGCUGCUGCCUCUACCCACAGUAGUGGGACCGAAAUACCAUCUCCUGGCCCACACCACCCUGUCACUGUCACACGUCCAGGACAGCUUCCGCACACAUGACCUCAGCAUCUCGGGCAACGAGGAGUGUUCACACUGGGUGCCUCUGUACGGCAGUGUGUGUUGUCGCCUGGCUGCCCAGCCUCACUGUAUGACCCAACAGAUGAUGAGCGGCUGCUUGAAGGUCAAGCAGUUUGGAGGUGACCCUCAGAGUUGGACAAACGUCUACGGCGUCCUUAAAGGGACAAACCUUUUCUGUUACCACCAGCAAGAGGAUGUAGAGGCUAACAUAGAGCCAGCUUUUACCAUUUCCAUCAAUAAGAAGACGAGAAUACGGGCGUUGGAGAAGGACCUCCACAAUAAGGCCCAGAGUAUCUGUAUCAGUAACCAUUAUGGAGGAGAGGAGGUGACACACACACUCUCAGCAGACAGUCGUGAAGACACACAUCGCUGGAUGGAAGCCUUCUGGCAGCAGUUCUAUGACAUGAGCCAAUGGAAUCAGUGCUGUGAUGACUUAAUGAAGAUUGAGCUGCCAUCGCCCCGGAAAGCAACCCUGGUCACAUCGAAACAGGGUUCUCUUUACCACGAAAUGGUUAUUGACACCUCUGAUGACAUCAGCACGGUGACGGACAUCCUGGCACGGCGGAUGCAGGAGCUGGAGCUGAGGAGCCAGCUGGGGACCUCUCCUCCCUGGAUGUCCCUGUUCGAGGAGUCUCCUGGUUGCCCCCACACCCACAACCGCCUCCCCCACAGCCCCCUACGCUGCCCCCAGCCCGGCCUGCUCUCCUCAGAAGCCAGCCUGACCUCGGACAGCGACAGCCCCUGCAGCACCAGCCCUUGCUCCCGCCACAGUGGCUGGGCAGAGCCCCUCUCCCUCUCCUCCCCCUCCUCACACUUCCGCCCCCGCACCCUCUCCCUGGACGCCAAGCUCAGCACCCUCAGGGGCAGGGGGUAUGGAGGGGUGUUACAGUGCUCCUGUCAGCCCCCCUCCUCCUCCUCCCUUGCCCCCAUCCCAGCCCAACGCGUCCCCCAAGCCACCCUGUCCUGCUCCAGCUCUACCUCCAGUAACAGCUCCAGCGAGGGCAGCCACAGCCCUGAGUUGUCAGACGGCACCCCUUUCUCACGCCCCUCUUCGACCCGUCAAAGCCUCAGGAACUUGAGGGCUAAACUGGAUCCCCGGAAUUGGCUCCAGAGCCAGGUAUAACCCAGCUCAGAACCCACUCAUCUAAACCACAGAGCCAGGUAUAACCCAGCUCAGACCCCACUCAUCUAAACCACAGAUGCAGGUAUAACCCAGCUCAGACCCCACUCAUCUAAACCACAGAGCCAGGUAUAACCCAGCUCAGACCCCACUCAUCUAAACCACAGAGCCAGGUAUAACCCAGCUCAGACCCCACUCAUCUAAACCACAGAUGCAGGUAUAACCCAGCUCAGACCCCACUCAUCUAAACCACAGAGCCAGGUAUAACCCAGCUCAGACCCCGAGAUCCCCCAAGGUCCUGGUAAGAACUGACAGGAAGGAAGACCCCACUUCCUCUCUGAUGAAAGGGCCUUGGUAUUAACUGGAAUGACUUCAGUCUAAUGACAGGAGAAUUGUGAAUUGUCAGUGUAUGGGAAUGUUUAGUGUCUGAAUGCGGUCAUAGGGUUGUUGGUGUAACUUGUGAUCUAUUCAAAUGGCUAGACCCACUGUCACCUGUAAUAGCAAUUACAUCCUGCCAGAAAAGUCCUCUGAAACUACUAAUACACUGAUUUGCUUAUUGCAUGAUUAUGCUCGACGUCAAGGAAUGUGUUGUUUCAGAUCUUUAAACUGCUCAGAAAGUGAAUGAAUUUUGAAAGCUCAACUUAAUGCAACUGUGCUCCCAUUUAAUUUACUGUGCUACUUGUUACUACUGUAAUAAAACCAGGGUCACUUCCUCUGCUGGGUUUCCAGAACUUCCCCUACAUUCAUUAACACAUUCUAUGCCUAAUACACAUCAACCAAUAUGAGUUCACCAGGACAUUCUGUUAAGAAACUGAGUGCAAUUAUUUGUACCAAUGUAUGGAGUAAUUAUAAUGACUUGAAGGAAGCCAAAGGUAAUGUACUACAUAAUCACGAGAAGCCAUAUUAACUCCUGUGUUACACUGCCUCAUUGAAGUAGCGUGUGCAAAUGUACUGACUUUGAAGAGCGUAGAACCUGGGAAUGUGCAUACAUGGGUGAAGAGUUUUGGAAUCCCACAACUCUGACCUCUUUGUUGAUUAAUAGCUUAGUUUGUGGUACUACAGUCAUAACGGUCUCAGAAUUCUGCUGCAAUACCAUAUGAAACAUUGUAAUCGAUCAAGUAUGCAAUGCAGGAAAUAUUGAUCUCUAGAAAAUAUUGGGUUGUGUUUUUUUGUCUUAAGAUAGUGUAGUCUUUCACCUAAUGCCAAGUAGCUGAUUGUAUUGAUGUGGUAGGUGUGUCCCUGGUCUGUGCAGUAAAGCCUAACAAUCCCUGUGCUUCUAAUUGACUUUCUAACAUGCUACUGUGUCCCUCGGGCUCACAGCUGGCUCACUCCUUUUUACUCAGAGUAAAACAACUCUACAUGUUUCAAAGUGGCAUUUGUUACUGUAAAGGUUUUUUUAUAAGUUAACAAAACUCUUCUUUUUCUUAUACAUUAUACAUGAUUGAUUUUGUUAUAAAUACAGCUAUAUUGAUUUAUUUUAACAGAUUGCAUAUCUAUAACUGUGUCUAAUAGAUAACAUUGAAUGUUAACCUUGCAAGACUGUCUUGUGUUAGCAGACUGUCUGCAUGCACGUCAUCCUGGGGGAGAAAGCAAUAAGAACUCUGUCAUGUUUUAAAUACUGGAUUAACAUAACAAUAAAUGAUUUAUCCAUUCAGAAA
Messenger RNA from Salmo salar (Atlantic salmon), 5495 nucleotides. RefSeq names its product rhotekin a (gene rtkna). NCBI's taxonomy places the organism in Eukaryota, Metazoa, Chordata, Actinopteri, Salmoniformes, Salmonidae. Gene Ontology annotation, cellular component: actomyosin contractile ring. Gene Ontology annotation, biological process: mitotic cytokinesis; actomyosin contractile ring assembly; signal transduction. The record is from RefSeq and is a predicted model, not a curated record.